AUGCAUAAUCUCGAAUACGACUGCAAACCUCUAACUGAUGAGUACAACAUAUACAUAGCCAAAACAAAGGAUAUAACUCUGUAUCAAUGUGAUGUUUACAAGUUCCCCAGUCUUGCACCGUCUUUGAAAGGGUCAUUUGAUGUUAUUUGGGAUCGAGCUGCACUAAGAACCACAGUUGAAUUGCCAGAAUGCGCUAAUACAAAGCUCUACUUGGAUGUAUUGCAUGAGAUGGUCAGUGCUAAAGGGAAACUUGCUCUGGAGAGUACUCGCUUCGAUAUCACACAAUGCAAGACCUCAUUUUACCCGCCGGUUAUCAGCGACGAAUUUCUUGAGAAGUUAACCAAGGAAAAGUGGAAUUUGAAAAAAGUAGAUCAACUAGAGUACGUAAAAGGAGAGGGCCUAGAAUUCUUUUAUCGUGACUAUGAUCAUGAUGUAGCACUUCAUAUAUUGACGCCUAAGUGA
Molecule: messenger RNA, 462 nt
Organism: Exaiptasia diaphana
Lineage: Eukaryota; Metazoa; Cnidaria; Anthozoa; Actiniaria; Aiptasiidae
Product: probable thiopurine S-methyltransferase
Exons: 1
Coding region: 1-462 (153 amino acids)
Molecular function (GO): thiopurine S-methyltransferase activity
Source: RefSeq, a predicted model, not a curated record